AUGCCCUUCAACAAGUGAUUGCGAGACACGAUAUCCUUCGCACAGUCUUCAUUUGGGAAGGUCUUAAUGAGCCGGCACAGGUUGUUCUGCGCCAGGUUCCUUCAUUACUAACUGACGUUAUAUUGGAUAAUACCGACGAAUCUGUCUUGGAGCAGUUAAGUUCCCGAUUUGAUCCACGUCAUUAUCGUUUAGACUUGACACAGGCACCACUAUUGCGUCUACAGGCUGCGCCAACGUCUGAAGGGAGCUGGGUGGUGUUGCAAUUUAUGCAUCAUUUGAUUAUUGAUCAUUCAACACUGGAUCGUCUACAAGCAGAAAUUCACGCCAUCAUUGAUGGAAAGAUUGAACAGUUAACAAUGCCCACAUCAUUCCGUCAUCUAUUGGCUCAACUACGACUUGGAGUUAAACCAGCUGAGCAUACUCAAUUCUUCAGUGAAAUGCUUGGCGAUAUAGAUGGGCCAACCUUGCCAUUUGGUCUGAGUGAAGUUGGCCGAGAUAACGCUGAGUUUAUUGAAAAACACAUGAUGCUACCGCAGAAAAUCAACGAUCACCUCAGGGUACAUGCGCGCAAGUUAUGCGUCAGUAUGGCUAGCAUUUGCCAUCUGUCCUUUGCACAGGUGCUUGCUAAAGCUAGCGGACGUGAAGAGGUAGUCUUCGGCACAGUUGUGCUGGGUCGUUUACAGGCAGGAGAAAAGAACCAUAACAUCAUGGGACCGAUGAUUAACACUUUACCAAUUCGGAUAGAUAUUGACGAGAGCAGUAUAGAAACCGCAGUACGCCAUACACAUGCUCGGUUAAGUGCAUUAUUGGCACAUGAACACGCACCACUUGUAUUGGCACAAGGCUGUAGUGCAGUUCCAGCUGGUGUGCCGUUAUUCAGUGCAUUGCUGAACUAUCGCCAUAAUAAGAAGACAGAUCUGGUCUUUGCAUCACUUCCUGGAGUUACUUUUUUGGGAGGUGAGGAGCGAACUGAAUACCCACUAAACCUGUCGGUUGAAGAUGAUGGUGAUUCACUGGGUCUGACGACUCAAGUAAUCUCACCAAUGUCAGCAGCACGGACUUGCGCCUAUAUGCAGCAAUCUCUGGAGUCGAUGGCUGAUGCGUUAACGCAAAUGUCUCAUCAACCAGUUCGAAAACUGUCAGUGAUACCACUAGAAGAACGCACGUUGCUGCUGCACACCUGGAAUCAAUCUACGGUUACCUAUUCACCAGCCCGUUGUAUUCAUCAAUUAUUUGAGGCGCAAGUGGAACGUGACGAACAGGCGUAUGCUUUGGAGUGUAACGGAAAAGCAAUAAGCUAUGUGGAACUCAACGCACAGGCCAACAGAUUGGCACAUUACUUGAUCGCACGCAGUGUCAAACCAGAUGAUCUUAUCGCACUUUGCGUUGAGCGUAGCACUACAACGCUCAUUGCCAUGUUGGGUAUCCUUAAAGCAGGAUGCGCUUAUGUACCACUUGAUUUGGCCUACUCAAGUCAACGGCUAACUAAUAUUCUACAGGAUGCUAAUCCUCUAUUUCUUUUGACAGAUGGUAAUGGACGGAAAUCGCUCGGAGAUCAUCAAGUACCAGUGAUAGACUUGGACAAACAAUUGCCUGCCGACUUACCAAUCGAUAAUCCAGACACUGCCAAACUUGGGCUCACUCCAUCACAUCUAACAUAUGUUAUCUACACCUCUGGCUCAACAGGAAUACCGAAGGGAGUAAUGAUUGAACACCAACAAGUUGUACGACACUUUGAAACUGCACAAGAGAAAUUUGAUUUCAAUAAAGACGAUAAGUUUUGCCUGUGCCAUUCGAUUUCUUUCGACACAUCUGUAUGGGAAAUAUGGGGUGCCUUAUUAAAUGGCAGCCAACUGUUGAUUGUACCACAUAAUGUGGCAAGUUUUACGGACGAAUUUUAUGAUUGGAUUUGUGCCAGCGGUAUUACUGUAUUAACGCAAACCCCAUCAAUGUUUAAAUUGCUUAUACGGGCGAAAAAUAUCAGCUUGCGAACCGAUCUACUGCGAUAUGUAUUCUGUGGGGGUGAAGCAUUAGAUGUAUCGAUAGUAAGACAGUGGUAUAGAAAAUACGAUAACGGUCGAACAGUGCUAACCAAUUUGUAUGGCCCUACUGAGAUAACUAUUUUUGCAACAACUUGGAUCUGUGAUAACACAAUGCCUGGAAACUUUCUGAUAGCACCAAUCGGUCGGCCACUGAAUAAUAGGCGAAUUUAUUUGCUGGAUGUAUAUGGCGAGCCAGUGCCACUAGGAGCUACGGGAGAAUUGUAUAUUGGUGGUACUGGUGUGGCACGUGGCUACUUAAACCGCCCUGAACUUACUGCGGAACGAUUUCUACCCGACCCAUUCAGUGCCAAUCCAGUAGCACGUAUGUACCGUACCGGUGAUCAAGCACGUUAUUUGUCUGAUG
This is a messenger RNA of Sitodiplosis mosellana (orange wheat blossom midge), 2406 nucleotides long. RefSeq lists its product as uncharacterized. Gene Ontology annotation, biological process: amino acid activation for nonribosomal peptide biosynthetic process; secondary metabolite biosynthetic process. Gene Ontology annotation, cellular component: cytoplasm; cytosol. The transcript has a single exon. Gene Ontology annotation, molecular function: catalytic activity; phosphopantetheine binding. NCBI's taxonomy places the organism in Eukaryota, Metazoa, Arthropoda, Insecta, Diptera, Cecidomyiidae. The annotation marks the transcript as partial. The record is from RefSeq and is a predicted model, not a curated record.